This is a messenger RNA of Closterium sp. NIES-65, 279 nucleotides long. Lineage: Eukaryota; Viridiplantae; Streptophyta; Zygnematophyceae; Desmidiales; Closteriaceae. The record is from the annotation of a GenBank genome assembly.
AUGGAGGUGCCACCGUCUGUGGAGAUCACCGACGGGCAGCGCCUUGAGACUGAGCAGCUGCAGGACGAGAGCAGUAUGGAUGGAGUACAGCAGACAGGGGAGCAGCAGAUUGGGGAGCAGCAGAUAGGGGAGCAGCAGAGUGGGGAGCAGCAGAUAGGGGAGGAGCGGAUUGAGGAGCAGCAGAUGGUGGACCAGCAGCUAGGGGAGCAGCAGACAGGGGAACCGCAGACAGGGGAGCAGGAGAUGUGGGGAAUUAGAGAUGGUUGUCGUGUUGGUUGA